Molecule: messenger RNA, 2436 nt
Organism: Lycium ferocissimum
Lineage: Eukaryota; Viridiplantae; Streptophyta; Magnoliopsida; Solanales; Solanaceae
Product: transcription factor BIM1-like
Exons: 11
Coding region: 693-2324 (543 amino acids)
Biological process (GO): DNA-templated transcription
Molecular function (GO): DNA-binding transcription factor activity; protein dimerization activity
Source: RefSeq, a predicted model, not a curated record
UCACCAAAGAGAAACAGAGAGAGAGAGAGAGACCCAUUUUCUUUUUACUUCUUUUCAUAUUUAAGGAAGCAAUCGAGGCGGGUGUUAUUCAUCGUGUGCGUUAAUCAAGACAAGGCCCUACCAUUAAUCCCUCAAACAAAAAUCACUGUUUUGAUCAACCAUCAUUACGCUUAGGGAAUUGAGUAGUUCUGUUUUCAUUAUUUUCCUAGGAAUCUAAACCAGAAUUUUGCAUUGUCCAUCACCAAUUCACAUUAGAAGCACGUAUCUUCCCACUUUUUUUUUUUCCUUCUGGAUCUUCAUUUUUCGUUGUUCCAUUAAAAAAUUAUGUUCUCUCUUUCAUAAUUCAGUUGAAUUUUGAUUCGCAGAUUUGGUGGAAUAGACCCUGAAGCAUCCUGUUUCCGGAAACACGUACAGAAUAUAUAUAUAUCGAGGAUUGUUAGGACCAACCUUACUAGUUUGAGAUUGAGACGUAGUUAUUGUUAUAUGCCGAAUUAUUCUCGGGAAACAAGAGCAACUUUCAAGAAUGUGCCUCUGAAGAUCUGAUCCCCUGUUGGAGGCCGAUCUGUUUGAAACUAGAAGAGGUUUGGGUUUAAAAAAGUUGAAUUACCAAACUUUUGGGAAUUCAGUUGAAUUCUGCUGUACAGAGUGCAAUUUAGUCCUUGUUGUUUCUCAAACACUGAAUUCUGGUUUCAAUGGAGCUGCCUCAAUCCAGGCCUUUUGCAACAGAAGGGGGGAAAAGGACGCAUGAUUUUCUUUCACUGUAUUCUUCACCUAUUGAACAAGAUCCAAGACCUUCGCAAGGUGGCUACCUAAAAACUCAUGAUUUCUUGCAACCUCUGGAACAAGCAAGGAAGACAGUUGGGAAAGAAGAAAAUAAAGUUGAGGUAGCUAUAGAAAAGCCUCCUUCAGCAGAACACAUUCUUCCUGGUGGCAUUGGCACCUAUAGCAUUUCUUAUUUGCAGCAAAGGGUUCCAAAGCCAGAAGCAGAUACAUUUGCUGUUACACAGGCUAGUAGUACUGAUAGAGACGAUAGAAACUCAAACUGCAGUUCUUACUCGGGCAGUGGUUUCACACUAUGGAAUGAAUCUGCCAUAAAAAAGGGAAAGACAGGGAAGGAGAAUUUCACUGGAGAUAGACAUGUUGUUAGAGCAGGUGUGAAUAUUGGAGCAGGGGAACUCACGACCUCAUUGGAACGGCAAUCACAGUUGUCUUCAAAUCAUAAUCAUAACACCGCUACCUUGAGCUCGCUCUCAUCUCCUCAGCAACCAUCAGCUAUGGAGAACCAGAGUUUCAUGCAUAUGCUAACAUCGGCUAAGAAUGCACAGGAAGAAGAUUAUGACGAAGAAGAAGAAUUUGUUGUUAAGAAAGAGUCACCUUCACCUUCCAGAGUGAAAGUCGAUGGAAGAAGCAGUGAUCAGAAGCCAAAUACUCCACGCUCGAAGCACUCAGCAACAGAGCAAAGAAGAAGAAGCAAGAUCAAUGACAGAUUUCUGAAGUUGAGAGAGAUCAUCCCUCACAGUGACCAGAAGAGAGAUAAAGCAUCAUUCUUGCUUGAGGUUAUUGAAUAUAUUCAAUUCCUGCAAGAAAAAGUGCACAAGUAUGAGGGAUCAUAUCAAGGCAUGGAGAAUAAACCUUCAACAUUACCAUGGAAUAAGUUCCAUAGAUUGGCUCAAGGUUUCAUUGAUCAUUCCCAAGGCACAAACAGUGCAUCUAGUCCUGCACUUAUACAUGCUGCAAAGUUUGACGAGAACAAAAUUGGAAUCUCUGCUACAGGGCCUGCCAAUGUACAGAAACUGGAGCCAAUCAGAACUCCAAAUGUGAAAGAAAGCAGCCUGCUACCCGAAUUAACAAACAAGGCAGCAACACAUUGUAUGCGGCCAAGCACGUUUCCAUUUUGUGGAAAUACUAGCAUAGCAUCGCUACAGUCAAUACUGGCACCUGAUGCUGGCAUGUUGGAAUUGAAGUCUCAGUCUCAAUUUUCACUAAGCAGACCGAAUAUGACUAAUUAUGCUGUUACAAAUGACAAGCCAAAAGGUCAAGAGGUGUCUAUAGAAAGUGGUACAAUCAGCAUCUCCAGUGCCUAUUCUCAAAGGUUGUUGAACACAUUGAAACAAGCAUUGCAGAAUUCUGGUGUAGAUUUGUCACAAGCCGAUAUGUCAGUGCAAAUUGAUCUUGGGAAAAGAGCAAGUGAUAGAUUAAAUGUUUCAACGUCCAAUUUUAAGGGUGACAACAUUUCCACAAGCAAUCAACCAACUCCACAGUUCGUAGAUACAAGCACAAGGGAGGAGUCUGUCCAUGCCUUCAAACGGCUCAAAACAAGUUAAAAGCAAAUUUAACACUCAAGCAUUCUUUUGCAAAUGAUACAGUUUAAAGUUUUUCCUUCCCCUUCUAAUUCUGAAGGGAUAUUCAUGUCUACACCUGGCAUAGAAAAUCUCC